AUGAUGAAAAAGGAAGAGCAUGACGAAGAUCUACUUGCGGAAGCAGUUGACGUCGCUCGCGAUUGCGAUUUCGCAAUCGUAUUCACCAGUCAUACGCCCGUCUGGGAGACCGAAGGCCAAGACCAAGUAAGCUUCAAUCUGCCUAAAGUUGGAUCCCAAGACAAGCCUGUGAUUGCUGUAGCCGGCAUGAAUUCGAUGACGAUUGUGGUGAAUUCCACCGGCAUUGCAGUAGCUAUGCCAUGGCUGUCAAAGGUUUCCGCUGUGCUUCAGGCAUGGUUUCCAGGACAAGAGGCAGGCAACGCAAUUGCAGAUGUCAUUUCUGGCACUGUGAAUCCAUAG
Messenger RNA from Lindgomyces ingoldianus, 339 nucleotides. Its product is annotated as glycoside hydrolase. The transcript has a single exon. The record is from RefSeq and is a predicted model, not a curated record. Gene Ontology annotation, molecular function: beta-glucosidase activity. Gene Ontology annotation, biological process: glucan catabolic process. Lineage: Eukaryota; Fungi; Ascomycota; Dothideomycetes; Pleosporales; Lindgomycetaceae. The coding region runs from base 1 to 339 and encodes 112 amino acids.